Seminavis robusta is the source of this 1755-nucleotide messenger RNA. The record is from the annotation of a GenBank genome assembly. Lineage: Eukaryota; Bacillariophyta; Bacillariophyceae; Naviculales; Naviculaceae.
AUGAAUUUCUUCAAGAGCGAUCCCACGAGAAAGUUGAUACUCAACAACCAUGGCUUUACCAAGCACCAUGACUGCCGCCAAGACAAAUCCGAGCCUCAGUUCAAGGACCGAUACGAGCUAUGUGAAAAAAUCAAUGGUCUACCCAGAACCUACAAGUGCGUCUUCAAGGCUACCGGAGAUGCUCGAUCUGUCAAGAUUAUGCCACGCAAAUUGGAAGACAGUUUUUGGGAAGAAUUGAACAUUCUCAAAGCCAUGGAAAGUGCCUACUUUCCACGCAUUUUUGAAAGUUUUGAAGAUGAGACACAUCUGUUCUUUGUCUUUGAACGCACCGACAACAUGUACAAUCUCAUUGAUGCCGUUCAUCAGGUAGCACAAGUCAAACGAUACUCGGAAAAGGAUGUCGCAAUGAUUAUCCGUGUGGUCUUGUUUGGACUGGAAUACACCCACCAUGUGCAGGUCAAAAAUACGGAUACUUCCAAUAAGGAAGAACCUCACCAUUAUGUCGCCAUUUCACAUGGGUCCAUCCACUACAAGAACAUUUUGGUGACCAUCAAUCCCGACAAACCAGACGACAUGCUCGAAGACUUUCUCGUGGCAAACUUGGAAGCGGCAGGUGUACACCUUAUCCAGCCGGACGGGUCUGUGGAUCUGGACAAUCAUGAUAAAGAAGCGCUGCUGGGAAAUGAUACGGAUCAUACCGUGGACAGCAGUGAUAGCGAUAGCGAUGAUGAGGAGGACGACACUACCACAACCCAAAAGAAGAAACGCAAAAAGUCACAUUUCGACUCUCCCGAGUACUAUGAAGUAGGGCCCACACCCAAGGGUGAUAUCUACUCUCUGGGGAUCUUGGCAAACUACCUACUCACGGGAAAAUACCCCUUCCAAACCAUCCCCAAGAGUGGAUCCAAGGACCCACCCAAUGAGAUUGACUACAGUGGAAUCAAGAGCACUGACUUUAAAAAGUUUAUCCAUCAUGCCCUUCACAUGGACCCUGCCAAGAGACCCUCUGCCAAGAGGGCUCUCAAGAAUGAUCACUACAACCUCAAAAACUUGUUCUCGGAAGAGGAGGUGGAAGAAUCCCACGACCAGUACAUCAAUGAAGAUGUCAUGAAGAGUUUGACACAAGCACGAAUUCGGCACAAGCUGCAAGAUACGGUCACGUACUACAUUGCCAACUACUUGACAUAUGAGAAUGAUGGGGCAAUGAUUGAACUGGCUACAUCAUUUCACUUUAUGGACACUAAUGGUGAUGGAGUAUUGACCAAACAAGAGCUUGCCAACAGUCUCGCCUCUGUCAAUAUUAUUUUGUCUGAUAAGGAGUUGAAGGCAGUCAUGGACCGGAUGGAUCUUGACAAGAGUGGUAGCAUUGACUUGAAAGAAUUUCUGGCAACAGCUGCGGAUACAGCCAGUUUGAUGAGUGAAAAACAUCUCCGAGCAGCCUUUGAGGAGUUUGAUGUUUCCAAAACGAACUACAUUACGGUCAGCGACCUCAUGAGUGUGCUGAAUGGCCCUAGUCCCGAUGAAAAGGUCAUCUCCAAAAAGGCAGCCAAAGCUAUGAUUGCAAAAGCCGAUCUCACCAAGGAUGGACAAUUGUCAUUUGAAGAGUUCCGAGCCAUGAUGUGGGCUAGUCGAGUGACCAAAAAUGACGACAACAAAAGCAGCAAGGACGAUAUCAUUCGUUCGGAAAAACUGGCUUUAGAGUUUUCCAAGGAAUUGAGGUUUCAACGACAACAAGAGCUUGCUGGAUGGAGAUGA